UCGACGUUUUCUUCAAAACCUCUGCUUAAACCCUCACAAGCAGAAAAGCGGAAACUGAAACAUCUCUCUCUCUCUCACUCUCUGGACUCCGUGGCCAUUCACGGCGAUGUAUCGAUUAGCUUCCAAAUUAGCUUCCUCACUCGGUUCCUCAACGUCGAGAAAACUCGUAUGUAGCAGGGUAACAAGCAGCAGAAGUUAUGCGGCGAAGGAUAUCAAUUUUGGGGUUGGGGCUCGUGCAGCUAUGCUUCAAGGUGUCUCGGAUGUUGCUGAAGCUGUUAAAGUGACAAUGGGACCAAAGGGUCGCAAUGUAAUUAUCGAUAAAAGUUUUGGCAGCCCAAAAGUCACAAAGGAUGGUGUUACUGUAGCCAGAAGUAUCCAAUUCAAGGACAAGGCUAAAAAUGUUGGGGCAGAUCUCGUAAAGCAAGUCGCAAGUGCCACGAACACUGCUGCUGGAGACGGUACAACUUGUGCAACUGUUCUGACUCAUGCCAUUCUCACCGAAGGUUGCAAGUCAAUAGCUGCAGGUGUAAAUGUGAUGGAUUUACGCAUUGGUAUCAAGAUAGCAGUUGAUGCUGUUAUCUCUGAGUUGAAAAGCAGAGCAUUGAUGAUAAGCACCCCAGAAGAAAUUACUCAGGUUGCCACUAUUUCUGCAAAUGGUGAACGUGAGAUUGGAGAAUUGAUAGCGAGGGCAAUGGAGAAAGUUGGAAGGGAAGGAGUGAUUACUGUUUCUGAUGGAAACACUCUGGAGGAUGAAUUGGAAGUGGUGGAAGGAAUGAAGCUAGGCAGAGGCUUUAUUUCUCCUUAUUUUAUUAACGAUCAAAAGAGCCAAAAGUGUGAACUAGAAAACCCUCUCAUUCUCAUACACGAAAAGAAGAUUUCAGAUAUGAAUUUACUCCUGCGAGUACUUGAACUUGCAGUAAAGAAUAAAAGGGCACUUCUUGUUGUAGCUGAGGAUGUUGAGAGUGAUGCACUUGCCAUGCUAAUACUUAACAAGCAUCAUGCUGGUCUGAAGGUAUGUGCCAUUAAAGCUCCUGGUUUUGGGGACAAUAGAAGAGCAAAUUUGGAUGAUCUUGCCAUUCUGACGGGAGGAGAGGUCAUCACUGAUGAACGUGGUUUAACUCUUGACAAAGUGCAAGUAGAGAUGCUCGGUACUGCAAAAAAGGUUACUGUCUCCCUCGACGAUACAAUCAUUCUUCAUGGAGGCGGUGAUAAGAAACUAAUUGAAGAAAGAUGUGAGCAGUUGAGGACAAGUAUUGACCAGAGUACUGCAAUGUUUGACAAGGAAAAAGCCCAGGAACGAUUAUCAAAACUCUCUGGUGGUGUAGCAGUCUUCAAGGUAGGUGGGGUAAGCGAGAUAGAAGUUGGGGAGAGGAAAGACAGAGUCACAGAUGCCCUGAAUGCCACAAGAGCAGCUGUGGAGGAAGGAAUUGUGCCAGGUGGUGGAGUUGCCCUUUUGCAUGCUACGAAGGCUCUGGAUGAACUUCAAGCUCAAAAUGAAGACCAGAAAAGAGGAAUAGAAAUAGUGCAACAUGCUCUUAGGGCACCUACAUUUACCAUAGUCUCAAAUGCUGGAUAUGAUGGUGCUUUGGUUCUUGGGAAAUUAUUAGAACAGGAUGAUCGUAAUUUGGGUUAUGAUGCUGCCAAAGGUAUAUAUGUUGACAUGGUGAAGGCCGGAAUUGUAGAUCCUCUGAAAGUUGUGAGAACCGCUUUAGUGGAUGCUUCCAGCAUCUCAUUGCUGUUGACAACAGCCGAGGCAGCUAUAGUGGAACAUCCAGAUGAUAAGGAAAAGCUUCCGAGUAGAAUGCCGCCAAUGGAUGAUAUGGGCUACUAGGGAAAAUUAAUCUAAAUCUGAUUCCAUUAUAUAUCUCAAUUUUCGCUGGUAAUUAAUUUAAAAAACAAUAUGAUGUGAUCAAUUGAUUAAUUAUACAGGGAAGUGAAGUAGUCAAUGCUGAGGGGUCUGGAUGAACCAAUGUUCAUCUACAGAAUUCUAUGUUUUGUGGAUUCAAGUGAGUUUUUUUUUCCCACUUUCUUGUAAGACAUCAAGCAGCAAUGAGAAUGAGAUUAGAUCAGUUUGCCAUAA
Molecule: messenger RNA, 2080 nt
Organism: Benincasa hispida (wax gourd)
Lineage: Eukaryota; Viridiplantae; Streptophyta; Magnoliopsida; Cucurbitales; Cucurbitaceae
Gene: HSP60-3A
Product: heat shock protein 60-3A
Biological process (GO): protein refolding
Molecular function (GO): ATP-dependent protein folding chaperone; ATP binding
Source: RefSeq, a predicted model, not a curated record